Symbiodinium natans is the source of this 2934-nucleotide messenger RNA. The record is from the annotation of a GenBank genome assembly. Lineage: Eukaryota; Dinophyceae; Suessiales; Symbiodiniaceae.
AUGCGAGUCAUGUCGCUUCCCAUGGCCGCUCGUCCCUUAAUUGAUGCCCCAAAGCAUUGGCCCGCAUGCCCCUGGUUCGUGCUUUUUCCCGAGGCACGAUCAAGGCAUCUCGCCGACCUCAAGAAGAAGAAGGAGGCCUGGGCACAGCUCGUCCUGGUGGAUGUGAUCACCUGGCUCGUGCUCAAUGGGCUCGCAUCAGAGGCCAGCAAGCGACAGCUCCUGUACCAGCAAGACCUGCGGAAUCUCUGGCGGAGCGCCGCCUGCAGCGUCUUAGAAGCGCGACGAGACCCAGAGGCCUGGCUGCUUCAGGCUCGCACGAAGCUUGCGCUGGCGGAGGUCGUCAGCGACCUUGAUUUCACUGUGCCUGCAAGUUGUCCAGGCCAAGGCCAAGAGGGUCCAGCGGUACGUCUGAGGAAGGAAGCGGCCCUUCAUGUCGCCAAGGGUGCCCUGGGCGAGUGCGUGUGGAGCUCUGAAGCUGCGCGCGACCAGGCGCGUGCCGAGGCGGAGGGGAUUCUGAAGCAGUUCGAAGCAUCCCACGCGCCCUGGGAGGAGGAUGCCGACCAUGCGCUCAGCCGAGAGCAAGUGCAAGAACAAGAGCAAGAGCACGAAGAAGAAGUGGAGGAGGACCAUGAGCAGGAGGCCGAGCAGGAGGAGGAGCUGGACCGACUUCCGGAGGCACCGGCGCCGCAGAAGUAUGCCAAGGAGUCCGAGGAGGCCACGCCUUGGCCCGUGCGAGGGCUCGUCGGGAAGUCAGCUGCCCUUCCUUUCUACCCACUUGCGGACUUCGCGGUCAACAAGGGGAUCCUCAAUGAGUCCAGCCCUGCUUUGGAGGGAUUGCCUGGCUUUGUCAUGAUCAGCGAGAACCACUACCGCAGAAGUUGGCGUCUGACUUCUGUUCGGAGGCUUCGAAACGUGGCUUGCUUCCUGGAGUGGGUUCCUUCCGCUGGACGACUGAAGCGUUUCACUGUGUCUCCGUCGGCCCUGUCGCAAGAGCAACGCUUCCGCUUAAGGGAGGCAUUGGAGUUAUGCAGCGGCAGCCGAGAGGAUUGCUCUGCGGGCUUCGGCCAAGAAGAGGUGCGGGCCCUUUGCGAAGUGCUUGACCUUACCAACGAGGGUGAGGCUUACAUCGCGCGAAUGCCCACAGGCAGCCGAGUGACCCUGGCCGAGCUUGAACGGGCUUUGGGGACGCAGGACUUCUUUCGUAUGCAGGAGGGGCGGUUCUUCGUAGCCUUGGGCCUCACAGAGGCGGAGCACCUCCGUGGUGCCCUGCACCUCCUGGCUGGCCAGAGUUGGCUGCAGGACUGCUGUUUGGCUUUGAGGUGUAUCGGGUGCAAAGAGUCUGUGAAUGAAUCGCUGCUGGACUUUGUCGGGCCAGUCCGGGAGAGUGCAGAGCUGGGGUUUCAGCUUCAGGCAGCAGAGCAGCUUCUGCGCUUCUUGAACAGUGCGGAGGACUUCCAGGCAAGGGAAGUCAACGUGCUGCUUCGCUCAAUGCAGCUCACCCGAACGCAGGACCGCCUCCCCUGGUGGCUAGAUGUUCGUGCGUGCCGCCGCCGAGCUCACAGACACUGGAACCGUUUGGCCGUGUCGAAAGUCUUCAUGCAGAUGGACGAGUUUGAAGAUUGGGCUACCAAGGCUCUGCUUCUGCGCGUUCGCUGGGCCCUGGCCGCACAGCGCCUUUGGCCUAGCGACGCCUUUCGCUUUAUGGACACUUCGAACAAUGGCUGUCUUCAGAGAAGGGACCUGGCAGCGGGCCUGGAGAGCUUGGGGGUGCGUAGUGAGGGGUUGAACGACGCUCGCUGGAUGCAGCAAGUGACCAACUUGUUCCGAUGGAUUGCGCAGGAGGGGCGGGAGGUGAUCUUUUUGGAAGACUUCCGUACUGCCCUGGAGCAGCGCGACGCAGACCUGGAGGGCUUCUCUGCAGCCUCUCCGGCUUCACGGGCCUCGGGCAACGCGUCAGAAGGUAAAGACUCUGCAUUGACCAAGACGCCGCGACAGGCCGAUCCCCUGACACCAUCCGCUUCGCCAAAGAAGCCCUCGGCCGGGGAAGGGGGGCCCAGCACUGCCACAAAUCUCCCGCUCGCCACACCGGCGGCAGUGGCAGCAGCAGUGACAGCUGCCAAGACCAUCGAGGAAAUCCCGGCGUCCGGCACUGCCACACCCUCGCCAUUGGCGAGACCGCGUACGCCAAGCUGCUCUCCGGAGGGCGGCGUCUAUCGGCUGUCACCAGACAUGUGCCGGCAGCUUUCAGCGGGCCGGUUCAAGCACAAGUGGCAGAAGCAUUCGGCGUUCCAUGCUAUAUGGUUUGCAAAUGACGCGGGCGCCAAGCCCUCCCUCGUGGUCUGGGCACCCGUUGAGCUCGUUCCACGCGGGAAGUUUCUGGGCGUAAAGCGAGGCUCCCACGCCGUCAAGGAGCGGCUAUCAUUUGGCCACUAUGUUAGCAUGAGCCCUACACCUCCCACAGUGGAGUUGCUGGAGGUUACCGACGAGCAGUACAGCGGCUUCUUCGCGAAGCACCCGCGGGAUGAGCUUAAUCGCUUCCUGGACACAUUCUUUCCACACCCGAUUCGCUUCCGUCAAGUUUGGCAUCUCAAAGAAACCGCACUGAAGUUCGUGUACAUGUGGGCACCAGUGCCUCCAUCGGCGGACUUUGUAGCAUGCGGCAUGGUCUGCACCACUGACGAUGAGGCCCCAUCGCUGCAAGAGGUGCGGUGCCUUCCGAGGCUUUGGGCGGAGCGUAGCCCUGCCAGUCGCGCCGUCCAGGUUUGGUGCGCAGUGGGCGAGGAAGGCUUGGCGGCUUCCGCGUGGUUGCCAGGCGGAGAAGGCACCGGGUUCUUGCAGCUCUCGACGGGGGCAGCGGUGGAGGUUGCCCCAGAGUUGCAGCACAUGCAACAACGCAACAGGAAGUUCUAUGCUUCCCUCCCGCAGACGGAGUAA